Molecule: messenger RNA, 1363 nt
Organism: Acanthochromis polyacanthus (spiny chromis)
Lineage: Eukaryota; Metazoa; Chordata; Actinopteri; Pomacentridae
Gene: sf3a2
Product: splicing factor 3a, subunit 2
Exons: 8
Coding region: 151-999 (282 amino acids)
Biological process (GO): spliceosomal complex assembly
Cellular component (GO): catalytic step 2 spliceosome; U2 snRNP; U2-type prespliceosome
Molecular function (GO): zinc ion binding; nucleic acid binding
Source: RefSeq, a predicted model, not a curated record
AGGCACAUGCGCACUACGUAUCUACAUUUGCGUGUUCCUGACGUUGUGGAGUUGAUAAUCAGGAAGGAUCUGUUUGGAAUUACUGUCCGGUUUUGACUGGAUACUCAGGUGUAGGUGUGUCUGUGUGAUCGCGUCCAUCACCUUGCAAAGAUGGAUUUCCAGCAUCGAGCCGGAGGGAAGACAGGGAGCGGUGGAGUGGCAUCUGCCUCUGAAAGUAACCGAGACAGGCGAGAACGGUUACGUCAGCUGGCCCUGGAGACCAUUGACAUCAACAAAGACCCCUAUUUUAUGAAGAAUCACUUAGGAUCAUACGAGUGCAAACUUUGUCUGACACUUCACAACAAUGAGGGCAGCUACCUGGCUCACACACAAGGAAAGAAACAUCAGACCAACUUAGCACGGAGAGCAGCUAAAGAGGCAAAAGAAGCUCCUGCUCAACCAGCACCAGCAAAAGUUAAAGUUGAAGUCAAGAAGUUUGUCAAAAUUGGUCGACCAGGAUACAAAGUAACCAAACAGAGAGAUCCAGAGACUGGACAGCAGUCUUUACUUUUCCAGAUCGACUAUCCAGAGGUUGCUGAAGGAAUUGGACCCAGACACCGUUUCAUGUCUGCUUAUGAACAGCGCAUCGAGCCCCCUGAUCGUCGUUGGCAGUACCUGCUGUUGGCCGCUGAACCAUACGAGACUAUAGCCUUCAAAGUCCCCAGUAGAGAAAUUGACAAAGCAGAAAACCGUUUCUGGACCCACUGGAACAGAGAAACUAAACAGUUCUUCCUACAGUUCCACUUCAAAAUGGAAAAAGCCGUUCCCCAGUCCAGUGGUCCACCGCCUCCUGCCAGUGUGAAGCGCCCCCCUCCUCUGAUGAGUGGUGUUGGACCUCGCCCACCAAAUGACAGUCUGCCUCCUCCCCCACCCGGAGGGAUGCCUGUCCCUCCCCUCCCACCUGGCGCACCAGGUGCCCCCAGAUGCCCCCUCAGAUGCCCAUGCCUCCCAUGCCAAUGAGGCCGCCCCCUCCAGAGGGCCUUGCAAUGUCUAAUAAUUGAUCCCCUGCUAGGAUUUUAGGAUCACGCUCUGUCAUUUUGUGCAGUCACACUGCCCUGCUUGUCAGCCACAGUGUCAAGGUCCCUUUGGAUAUUGCAGGUGUAUUCAGUUCAGUUAUUUUUACAAAUGUUUUAAGUCCACAUUUAAUAGAUUUUUACACAUCUGUUUGGUUUAUGUAAAUGUGCAGGGCAGUGUGUUAUUGCAUGAGUAUAAAUCUGACCACACUCUUUUGUAUUACAGUCUAGGUUCUGGAUAUGGAGCUAUGGUUGGUAGCUCUUCCUUUAAGAUGUUGUUUUUGUAAUUAAAUACUGUGAGAAACAGGAAA